Galeopterus variegatus (Sunda flying lemur) is the source of this 2930-nucleotide messenger RNA. RefSeq names its product zinc finger and SCAN domain containing 1 (gene ZSCAN1). The record is from RefSeq and is a predicted model, not a curated record. The transcript is spliced from 4 exons. Bases 528 to 1859 code for a protein of 443 amino acids. Lineage: Eukaryota; Metazoa; Chordata; Mammalia; Dermoptera; Cynocephalidae.
AGCUCCUCAGUAAAUGUGUGUUGAAUGACUAACUGAAUGAAGGGGAGAUAGAUAUUAAACUAAUUAAGGAAAAGAGAUGUGUUCAGGAAGGGAGGGGGGUUGUGAAGAUAGCACAUUGAGGAUGGGGUUCAGGACCUCUGAGCUGGGAUGAGCAGCUGGGAGGAAACAGCAGGUGCAAAGGCCCUAGGGCAGCCAGUGGCUUGUCCUCAGCACCAUGUAUUCUGUGAGCUGCAUGAGGAACAUUAGGUUAGAAUGAGGUGGGGAGAGCACUGGUCAAUUCUUUGGGGUACUGGUGGUCAAAGCAUGGAGAUGAGGAGCCAAGAGGGCAUACUGGGCAGGGAGGGUCACCAUCUGAUGUGGCCUCUCUGUCCCUGCCCCUCUCUGCAGACGCCUGACUGCUGACCACACCCGCCUGCUGCCACCUGGUUCUGUCCAGAGCCGCUGAACUGCCGUACUGUCCUGGGAUCCAAUCUCCCCUACACACACACAUACACACACACCCUUGGAGAGGCCCUGCAGCCAGAGAGAUGCUCCCGCUGGUCAAAGCCCUCACCUUCCCCAGAGAUCCCCAAACCCCAGCCCCAAGUGAGCAGGACAGGGCUGCUCAGCCAGCCAGCCCCCAGAACAACGAGGCUCAGCGCCUGCGCUUCCGACAGUUCCAGUACUGCGUGGCGGGCGGGCCACACUUCGCACUAGGCCAGCUCUGGAUGCUGUGCCGCCAGUGGCUGCAGCCCGAGGCCCGCUCGAAGGAGCAGAUGCUGGACCUGCUGGUGCUGGAGCAGUUCCUGGGCGCGCUGCCCAGCAAGAUGAGGACCUGGGUGCAGUCACAGGGCCCCCGCAACUGCAGGGAGGCUGCCAGCCUGGUGGAGAAACUCACACAGAUGUGCGGGCAGGAAGUUCUGGCAUCUCUGGACUCUGCCAACUGCCAGGACAGGAGCAUCGGCGAGGAGGAAGACAGGAAGAGCGAGAGGUCCCAGGGAGACCCAUCCCAGGCACUGGAGCAGAUCCUGGAUGCAGCAGCAGCAGCAGCCCCCUCGGGCCUCCCUGAGGAAGGUGAGUGGCCAGAGCCCACCCAGCCCCAGCAGAGUCUGCUCUCCAGGGCGGAGGUUGAGGCGCCCUGCAUCCCCAGCUUCCUCGGCUCCCUGGCUCACUUUCCUCUGAAGCCUAGUAUCUGGGAUGAGCCUCCUUGUGGAAGGGACAGUCUGGUCCAAGAAUGUGCACGGCCCUCCUCAGACCAGCAGGCAGAAGAGGGCACCAUGGACACCGCGCUUCAGGGGAUGGGUGGCAAAGGACCCACCCUUGAGGGGCCCAUGGCCCAGAGCCCCCAGUCUGGUAUGGUUCCAGGCCCCAAGUCUCUGAGUGCUCUGAAAAGUGGUUCUAGAAAGAAACCAGAGAAUGCUGAAGAAAGCAGCCUCCACCUGUCAUUUCCCAAACACACCAAAGGUGGCACCAAACAGGCCGCCACAGGGGUCUCAGGAGUGCCACAGGUACCCCCCAGGAGGCGGCCCUUCCAGUGUGGUGAUUGCGGGCUGGUCUUCACCUGGGUCACCCACUUCAUCGAACAUCAGAAGAUACACCGCGAGGAGGGGCCCUUCCCAUGCCCUGAGUGCAACAAGGUCUUCCUACACAGCUCCGUUCUCGCUGAGCACCGCAAGAUCCACCUGCUGGAGCUGCCGAGGAAGAAAAACCCCCGGAGCAAGAGGCCCAGGAAGCAGGCCCAGGGACGCCGGGGUGGUGGGGGUGAAGCCACUCCCAACUCCAAGAGGCCCUUCCAAUGCAGCAUCUGCGGGAAAGCCUUCCCUUGGAUGAUCCACCUCAUUGACCACCAGAAGCUCCACGCACCCAAUGACCAGAUGUGACCAGCCAACCUCGAGAUGGGCCAUUCUGUCUCCCCUGGGCCCUGAGUCCCUUGGGGAGGGGGGACUGAUAGGCCCCAGCAGAGGAGGGAGACCCCUCAGCCCUCACCGAUCUUUCUCCCACCGAUAGGACUCUUCUGGGAAGGACACUGGCUAUGCAUACUUGUUUCGGGAUUGAUCAUGGACAACUGCUCGGCGGCCUCCAUCAUCUCCUCCACAACGGGAGAAGGUUUCCCCAGGGGUCUCAGCUCAUCAGUAAUCCUGCGUGCUGUGUUUUGCAAGCGGUUCAUUAGCAUCUUGUAUUUCAGAAGCCUUUUCCACGGGACCCAGUUUCCCUGUGAGCACUUGACCUGGCGGCGAUUUCCGCCACUGGGUUUUCAUUUCACUGUCCAUAUCCCAGAGGUUGGUGAGGGCAAGAGCUGGCCAGGGACAGCUCCAACUCUGAAGGAUGCAGGCUAGCUGACCCCUGCCUCCCUCCCACCAGCCCAGCCCACUUGGAACCUGACAGAUAGACAAGGUUGUUUUUCUUUUUUUUCCUUUUCCCUUUUUUUGGAGGUGUGGGGGGAUAGUAAAAUACACAUAACAUAAAUUUUACCAUUUUAGCCAUUUUUAAAUGCACAAGUUCAGUGGCAUUAAGUACGUUCAUAAUGUUGUACAAACUUCACAACCAUCUAGCUCCAGAAUGUUUUCACCUUACCCAGAAGAAAACCCCGCAGGCAUCAGCGCUCAUUCCCCAUCCCCCUCCCUCCAGCCUCUGAUAACCACUAAUCUGCUUUUUGUCUCUACGAGUUUUAGGUUUUUAGAUCUGACCAAAACUGACCUGCAUGUUUUGUUUUACUCACAGAAUGACUUUUUUUUUUGAUGAUAGAUGCCAUUUUUUAAAACCAUAAAAAUCUGGCUUUCUGGUCUGCUUGGAAGAAACAGAUAAUCUCCCAAGAGUGGAGCCACCUCUCCAGGUUGGCUGGAGCAGGGCGCAGGUGGCUAGUGUCCACAUGCCCCACCGCCAGCGGGAGACUGUCCCCACCUGGAUUCAGCUUCUCAGCCAUCCCCUUUCAAAUGAAAGCCUUAAAAGUU